UUUUUGAAGGUCGUACAGAUUCGAACUAUGUCCUUGAGUAGAUUAUGGAGUUAUUCUUUCGUAAAAUUUUUUCGUACGACUAGUUGUCCAGCUAAGUCGGUUCGUAGACUUUUGAGUACAAAUGAAUUGGCAGAACAAUCCGUAUACCAGCCUCAAGUACAGUCAGUUCCACACACGAAAAAUUCAUGAAUUUAGUUGGGCAUUAAAAGUUUGGACAUCGGAAUCCAACUGUCCUCAAAACCUGUACAUGUUUUUUGUGGUCCUCAUUGAGAAUAUCUGGAAAAGUUGUUACUUCAACAACCAUUUUCUCCUCCUGAUGCUCGAGUUCUAAAGAUUGCCGUGAUUGGCUGUCCAAAUAGUGGAAAAUCAAGUUUAGUAAAUAUGCUUACCAAGUGGAGAGUUUGUGCUGUGUCCGGAAAAGCUCACACUACCCGGUCGAAACAAACAGCUACAUAUUUUCAAAAUAAUGUCCAGUUGGCAUUUGUUGACCUACCCGGACUUGUUAGCAGAUCAAAAGCCUCCAGAUUCAAACUUGAAAGAACGUUCAUUCGAGAUCCACAUUCUGCUAUUUUUGAUUCUGAUAUGAUUCUUGUGGUCGUCGAUGUCAGUCAUAAGGAAUCACGUGAAGUACUACAUGAAGAGAUUGUAAAAGCACUACACUUCUUCAACAAUAAGGAAUCAAUAUUAGUAUUAAACAAGAUUGAUAGAUUGUCUAAAAAUCCAACAAGACUAUUGGAAAUUACACGGAAACUUACUGGUGGCAUUGUGCACGGUCGACGUUCACAUAUUGAUAGAUACGCAAAUCGAUUCAAGCGUCAAGCAGAGUUAGCCAACACAGCUCAUCAUCUCAUUCCUCCUAAUGAAUUGAUUGCAGCUAGAUUACCUGCUGUAUGCCAUCAGACAACGAAUAAAUUUCUUGUUUAUAUGAAUAAUUUACUAGCUCAGAUUGAAUCGACACAAGUUGACGUGGACAGAACAGAUUCUACAUUACUACCAGCUAAUAUGGUAGACAAAACGUCGUUUUCAGUUGCUGUCGUGAAAGAUCAUUUUCUAACUGAUGUGGAAAAACAGAGUUCCGAAACAUUUCUCGGUUACCAUAACAUACUAAGAAAUAAUAAAAUAAUGCCCUCAGAUAUUCAAGGGCUUUCUGAAUCAAAGACUGAAACCAACCAACAUCUUUUGAACACAUUUGAUGAAUCGAAUCAAAUUCUUGGUGUGAAUGAUAAUACGGAUUGUAUCGAUUCCAUGUUGGAAACUUUAAAACAACAGUUGUUGCUUCAAACAGCAUCGCCUGAAGAAGUUUGUAAUCGUCGAAAACGUUGGUUAGAGAUAACAAAGGCAACCAAAGGUGUUACAAAGUGGUUAGGUUUCAGUGAGGUUUUUAUGGUAUCUUCGUUUAUAGGUGAUGGAAUAGACAAAUUAAGGGAUUUCCUUGUAUCCAAAGCUGUACCGAGUCGCUCUUGGAUCUUACCUCCCACAAUGAUAACUGAUCAGGAACCAAGUGAGCUCAUACGAAUGUGUGUAUGGUCACAUUGUUUAAACAAAUUACGACAAGAAAUUCCCUACUCCUUGCAUAUUAUCGUGGAUGAUUGUGACAAAAUUAAACUGGACACUGGUGAUGAUCGUGUAUACGUUCAUGUCCGCAUACAAUGUAAAAGUGAACGUCAGUUAUUAAGUGUUUUAGGUAUGAAAGGAAAUACAAUAAAGGAGAUUUCAAGUGCUGUUAAACUGGAGCUUAUGACAAUGUUCCGAUGUAAUACAGUUGUAAAAUUAACUGCCGAGUUAUCCAAAAUCGAUUCCCAUAUAAAAAAGAAACUUCGUAAUGCCAAAGACUUUACUGAAGUCUUUCCAUUAAAAGACAAAUUGGAAUAAUUUAUUUCAGAAUUUUAUUUUUAAAUGAUAUCUUUUUCCUGUCCUUUUAACCAAAUUAUUUAGUUUUGUAACAACAUUAAAAACCGGUAGAUUUUAUAUGAUGAAUUCGAAUGAGUAUUGCAUUGUAAUUAAUACACUAAGUGCACUUUUUUUUCUUUAUUGUACGGUUACUUACUUGCUUCGGUACAACAUCAUCCACCUGUUUAUAACAUUUUCAUAAGUUACCUAAUAAUUACACAUCAAAUCAUGCUAGAACCCCAACCCCAAAAUUAUCGAGUUGGGUUAUGAGCGUACUAUUACAAGUGUGUCAGAUACGUCGGACUAUCAAAUAAAAUCAAACGAUUUUUGAUUUCUCUGCGUAUUAAUGUAUAAACAUGUCAAAAUAAUAAAUGAUUUUUCAAAAAAUAUAAAUUUGCUUGUGU
Molecule: messenger RNA, 2294 nt
Organism: Schistosoma turkestanicum
Lineage: Eukaryota; Metazoa; Platyhelminthes; Trematoda; Strigeidida; Schistosomatidae
Source: the annotation of a GenBank genome assembly